Vanrija pseudolonga is the source of this 1668-nucleotide messenger RNA. It is a transcript of the gene otud5a, whose product is annotated as OTU domain-containing protein 5-A. Gene Ontology annotation, molecular function: cysteine-type deubiquitinase activity. The record is from RefSeq and is a predicted model, not a curated record. Gene Ontology annotation, biological process: protein deubiquitination. NCBI's taxonomy places the organism in Eukaryota, Fungi, Basidiomycota, Tremellomycetes, Trichosporonales, Trichosporonaceae. Bases 1 to 1668 code for a protein of 555 amino acids. The transcript has a single exon.
AUGGCGCCGCCGGCCCUCGCAGAGACGCGGGCGACGCGCUCACGAUCCCGCCUUGCACAGGCUGUCGUGAGCGCGUCCUACGCCACCAGCGCCGACGACGACGACAACCACGGCGAAGGGAGCAGCACGGGCGUCACGCGCCGCCGAAGCGUCAGCGUUGGCGGCGGUGGUGACUCUGCCGUGUCGACCAGCAGCCCACCCCGCAAGCGCCGCGCACAUCGCCAUCUCGCCGCCGCUGCUGUUGAUGGCGAUGACACUGCGCUGGACGUUGCGCCUUCCCUUGGCGUAUCACCAGCCCCUGUGCCGUCUCCAGCGCCCGACACGCCCCCGCACCCCUCGACAAUCCCUAUCACGCCCAUCUCACCCCUCACUCCUUUGCCGUUACAUGCCCUUUCGCCCCGCCGGCUCCUGCUCGGCGGCGGGAAGCGGGGACGGCCCCGCGGCGCACGCAGCGCAGCGGCCGCCGCACGCCAGCCGAGAUCGUCGCGCACGACGCGGUCGCGACGCACCUCGGCCACACCGACCACGCUAGAGUCGAUCGCCGCCGAGUCCGUCGCCAUCAAGGACGAGGUCACGCGCCUAGGACUCGCACUUCGCGAUGUGACGGCCGACGGCAACUGUCUGUUCCGCGCGAUCGGCGACCAGCUAUGGGGCGACCAGAGCCGCCACGCCGAGGUGCGCCGCCUCGUGUGCGACCACCUUGAGCGUGAGCGCGACCUGCUCGCUGAUUUUGUCGCUGGCUUCCUCAACUCGGGCGAGGACUACGACCACUACGUGGCACGGAUGCGCGGGCUCGGCGUCUACGGCAGCCACAUCGAACUGCAGGCCGCGACGGUCGUCUUCCAGCGCAGCAUUCGCAUCAUCCUCGCGCAGACCAGCUACACGGUUGAAUAUGGUACCGGGAAGGAGGAUGCCGAGGAGGACGAGGGCAAGCGGAGGACGAGAUCCGCCGUCGGCAAGGAACCCGAGGAGCCUGCCGAGUCGUCAUCCACCCCGCCCUUCCCUCCACCAACCCCAGGCCACUCGAUGCUCUGGCUCGCGCUGUUCGCCGAGGCAGAGCACUACGAGUCAGUGCGACCAAAGGGUAGCAAGGCCGGCCCGGCCAACGUCCCCGACUCGCUGUCUAAACCGCACGCGCGCGACGUUAGCGAGGCUGCCCGCCGCGAGCGGGGUGAGCGCGUCGACGACGCGGCUGCCCCAGACAGCAAGGACUCGCGCCUGGCACAGGUCUCGGCGUCGCUUCCCGCAGGGCACGGCUUAUCCCCGGCGCACAUCGCCGGCGUGCUCGCCCGCACCAAGGGCGACGUGUCGGCGGCUGUCGAGAUCCUGCUCGAGGACGCCGAGCAUGGCGUGUCGGACAGCUCGAGUGAGGGCUCAGGCGGCUCAGCAGCCGUCGAGGCCAUGCUCCCGGACCUGCAGUACCGCGAGCGGCCGGGCAGCCCAAGCAGCUCUGACAGUGCGCCAUCCAGCGCGUCGACUGCGCCCACGAGCCCACUGAACGACGACGACUCGGGGUCCGACACGAGCUACAAGCACGACGCGGACGAGGCGGAGCGCGAGCGUGUGCGCGACGCCAAGGACGCGCGGGAGGCCGGGAGGGGGCGUGGACGUGGCCGGGGCAGAGGCCGCGCGAGGGGGAGGGGAGGGCGCAGGGGCGGCAAGAUGUAG